Messenger RNA from Ogataea haglerorum, 1593 nucleotides. RefSeq lists its product as uncharacterized. NCBI's taxonomy places the organism in Eukaryota, Fungi, Ascomycota, Pichiomycetes, Pichiales, Pichiaceae. Gene Ontology annotation, biological process: endonucleolytic cleavage in ITS1 to separate SSU-rRNA from 5.8S rRNA and LSU-rRNA from tricistronic rRNA transcript (SSU-rRNA, 5.8S rRNA, LSU-rRNA). The record is from RefSeq and is a predicted model, not a curated record. Gene Ontology annotation, cellular component: nucleolus; 90S preribosome. The transcript has a single exon. Bases 1 to 1593 code for a protein of 530 amino acids.
AUGGCCAGAAAAAAGUCUGCUGCCAAAAGAGCCCGAGAGGCCAACCCGCAGCAACCAGCGUCUGGGCCGGUUGCGAAGGAGAAAGACGUAAUCUCAGAAGAACCAAAACCCGAGCCAGUGGAGAACGAGACCGCGGACGAAGAGGUGGAAGACGAGGACGAGAGCUCGGAGGAAGAAGACCAGUACGGUGAUCUCUUGACCGAGGACGUUGAGGAGGGGUUCCAGAAAGUGCUGCAGGCAAUCAAGACCGGAGACAAGGCUCUGUUUGAUAAGAAUGUGAAGUUUUUCAAAGAUCCAGAGGAAGCAGAGGUUCCUGUCACCAAAAAAGAGAAGCCCAUGUACUUAAAAGAUUACCACAGAAAAGUUCUGUUGGACGGCCACGCCUUUGAAGACGACGACGGCGAAGAGCGCGAGUGGAAGGAGGGCGAGAAGCCGUAUGCAGUUCAACAGCAGGAAGACAAGAGCAAGCUGCUUUCUGAGAUCCAGUCUGCGUUCAGCGACGAGGAGGGCGACGAUUUUUUGCAGAAAAAAGAGGUCCAGCGCGAGAUUAAGCCUGCCAAGUCGCUUCCGGACCCAGAGCAGGACGGAGAGAAGUUCUUGGAAGCGUUUUUGGAGAAAGAAGCAUGGAUUCCAGAGCAGGACGAGACGAGACCGGAGAUGGAAGAAGAUGACGACGAGUUUGACGAGGCGGCCGAGAAGUUCGAAAACGCUUACAAUUUCCGUUUCGAGGACCCUAAUGCUGCCGAAAUCAUCUCGUACGCCAGAUCGCAGGCUACUAUGCGGCGAGAAAAGAUGAACAGCAGAAAGAAGCAGAGGUUAAAGAAAAAGGAGGAGCAGCUGAGGGAGGAGGAAGAGAAACAGGAGCUCUUGCGCAAGAAAAAACAGAAGAAAGCCAUUCAAGUUCUGGACCGUCUGAAGGAGAUCAAGGAGGCGGUUGGCGGUCAGGUUUCUGAGGAAACUAUAGCGCGUGUGUUUGGCGACAGUUUGUUGAACGACGACUUUGACGAUGCCGAGUGGGACAGCAAAAUGGCGGAGAUUUUCAACGAGGCCUUCUAUGACGAAGAGGGCAAGCCGGAGAAGCCCGAAGUGGAGUUGAGCGAAGAGGAGGAAGACAUCGAAGAAGACGAAGAGGCGGAGAAAGAGGAGGCGAAGGAGGAAGAAGAGCCAAAGGAUAACAAAUCCAAGAAGUCGAAGAAGAAGGAAGAAAAACUCGGCAAGAAGAAGGAAAGGCAGAAACUGAAGGAGGUGGCCGAGAAGCUAGUGAGCGCCAACACGCCCAAGCUUCUCGAGGAAGUCGAAGAAGAGCGUGGUAGGGGCAAGGAUAGAGAGGAAAUCAAGUUCAGGUACCGUGAGGUUUCUCCGGAGUCGUUCGGACUCACUACUAGAGAAAUACUCGUUGCUGAUGAUAAGGACCUGAACGAGCUUAUAGGACUCAAGAAGCUUGCUCCGUACAGACCGAAGGAGCUGAAACUUAAGGACAAGCGGAAAUACGCCAAGAAGAAGAGGCUGCGUGAGUGGCGGAUGAAAGUCUUCAAGAGCGCUGACGGACUGGCUGACGACGAGCCUGCUACCAAAAAAGCAAAAACUAAAUAG